GCAGGCAGAGCGGCGCGCACCCACCCAACAGCGUAAACGUCAAAAUCAUCAAACAGCUGAUUGUCAAGUCAAAUUACUUUUUGAGUUUUUGCUUUUUGUUUGUAUCUAAAAAGAACAACAAGGUUAUUUUAUUACACCUAAUACAUUUGUGUCGCUUAUUAAUAUUAUAAAUAAUACCAUUUAUAGCUCGUACAACAUGCGCCUUUUAACUUUUAGUUUUCUUAAGAAUUGCAAGUUUAAAUCAAUAUUAUAUGGAGUACCGAGAAGAUUACGUAGUGAUACUGCUCUGCCAAAAAUUGAAGAUGAUAAAAUUAAAGAGGAGACGAGCCUGGUGGAGAUAUCUCCGUCCUGGGGCGAUGCGCCGGAGCACGCGGCGUUACGCGCGGCCGUACUGCGCGACCUGCACGUCACGCGCGACUUCGUCACUGAGGAAGAGGAGGCCGCACUCAUGGCCGAGCUCGAGCCCACACUCAAACGCAUGCGAUACGAGUAUGAUCACUGGGACAAUGCCAUCCACGGGUUCCGCGAGACGGAGCGCUCGUCGUGGCAGCCCCACAACGAGGCGGUGUGGGCGCGCGUGCGCGGCGUGUUCCCGCGCGACAUGCCGCUGCUGGCGCACGCGCACGUGCUCGACCUGGCGCCCGCCGGACACAUCAAGCCGCACAUCGACGCCGUCAGGUUCUGUGGAGCAGCACUGGCGGGGCUGUGCCUGCAGUCGGCCGCCAUCAUGCGCUUCCAGCACGAGCAUCACAAGCACCUACAGUUCGACGCGCUGCUGCCGCGCCGCGGGCUCUACUUCAUGCAAGGCGUGGUGCGCUACUCGUUCACGCACGCGGUGCUGGGCGGCGAGGGCAGCGCGUGGCGCGGGGCGCGGCUGGUCAAGAAGCGCCGCGUGGCCGUCAUCUGCCGCGCGAGGCCCGGCGGCGGCUCUAACACCACCACUUGACCACAUGCUUUCGUAGGGUCCGCCGACGAGGUCAUUUUGAGAAUUUAUAACCUGUACAUUUAUUUCAGUUUAUGUGCCUCGAGCACAGGUCAUAUCAAUUGAAAAGAUUAUAUUUCCUUCAUAGUUUUAUUCAUUCAAGUUCUGUGCCUAGUUGUUGGUUACUUUCAAUUACCAACUUUUAUGUGUGUGAUAAUAUAUUAUAAUAUUUUAUUCUAAUUUGUUACCUAAAGUCCUUUCAUUACACAGGGAUUUAAUGUAGU
Molecule: messenger RNA, 1206 nt
Organism: Pectinophora gossypiella (pink bollworm)
Lineage: Eukaryota; Metazoa; Arthropoda; Insecta; Lepidoptera; Gelechiidae
Product: alpha-ketoglutarate-dependent dioxygenase alkB homolog 7, mitochondrial
Exons: 5
Coding region: 197-946 (249 amino acids)
Biological process (GO): fatty acid metabolic process; DNA damage response
Cellular component (GO): mitochondrial matrix
Source: RefSeq, a predicted model, not a curated record